AUGGUUUUUAUAUACUUGGGCAAGAAGAUCUACCGUUCGAUCAAGAGUUCGGGCAAGACACAACAACCAGCAUCGACCAAGGUCAACACGGCGGCGACGGGUGGGCUGACAACCGAAGAAGUCGGCCAAGGAAAGAAUGAACAGACGACAACAAUCAGAAAACCAAGCGCAUCAGCUUGUGGCCAUCAAUAUGACUCGACCGCCGGACCUUGUCCGAUAUGCAAGUCGGCCCGGCGAGCGCAACUAAAGUAUAGAUGCAAGGUCUUUGCCGGCCUGCUUCUGCCCUUUGUCGUACAAGCCCUGGAUGUUACAAUUCUUAACUGGAUCAUCGCGGCCUUCAACCUUACAUCCGCAGCUUUCGUCCCCUUCUGGGGCCAGAUCGCCGACAUCUUCGGACGCCAUGUCUCGAUGCAGGCCUGUCUGGUGUUGAUGCUUGUGGGCAGCGCGCUCUGCACCGGCGCACCCCUCACGGCCUUCCCCGUCCUCCUUCUCGGCCGUGCGUUCCAAGGCCUGGCUUGCGCCGGGCUCAACGUCCUAGUUCGCAUCAUCCUCGCCGAUAAAGUAUCGCUGCGUGAGAACGCCAAGAACUGGUCGGCGUUUUCCUUCUUCGGCGGCGUCUUGGGAUGGGGACUUGGUCCUGUUGUGGGAGGCAAUCUAGGCUACAUUACAAGCGGCGCGUCCUGGAGAUGGUGCUUCGGUAUCAAUUUGCCGAUCGCGUUCGUCAGCAUGCUCAUCAUCUACUUCGUCCUCCGCUCGGAGCUCCUGGGCCCGCAGCCGAUCCCCCAGCUCGACGAGACGACGGAUACCGGCCGACGGACGACAUUUGUGAAGCGCCUCCAAACGAUCGAUAUCGGCGGACAGAUCCUCUUCCUGUUCGGCUUCGGUCUAUUGAUUCUUGGCUUGACGUGGGCCGGCGCGACGUACUCCUGGACGAGCCCCGCUGUUCUUGUCACGCUCAUUCUCGGGGUUCUGAUCAGCGUCUGUUUCGUCGUCUGGGAGUACCACAUGUCCCCCGGCAAGGCUCUGGCUCGCCGGUUCCCGUGGCAAAAGGCCAUGAUUCCCUGGGAGCUUGUCUGCAACAGAGACAUCGGCCUCCUCUUCUACACCUCGUUCGCCACCGGCAUGGCCAUGUACUCGGUCUUGUACUUCUGCAACCUCUACUUUACCAUGGUGAAGCUUUGGUCUGCAAACCAGGCCGGCGUGCAGCUGUUGUACUUCACCCCGGGCUUGGGAGUUGGUGUCUGGACAUCCGCCUUCAUGUGCAACUCGUGGCCCCGGAAGACUUUCCCGCCCAUCUUCAUUGGGUCCAUCCUCGAGAUGACCGGUAUCGGACUGCUGGCCUGGGCAAUCUACACAGAGCACAACCCGACCGUUUACGGGAUGAUGGCACUCACCGGUGUCGGUACUGGCCUGCGCGUCAUGCCUGUCCCUCUCCAUGGCAUCGGUUACUUCCCUAGGAAGAUUGCAGCCGUAAUCUCUCUCAUGGCCGUCGCGUACCCCUUUGGCGGGACUUUCGGCCUGACCGUCAUGACAACCGUCUUCAACAACGUGUCGGGCAUCAGCAAUGACUCGCCUCUAAGAGACGUCUCGGCGCUCAAGAACCUUCCCGCCGUGUUGCAGCAGCAAGUCACCCACGAGGCGAAGAUGGGCGUCGUCUGGGCUUUUGUCGCCAUCUGCCCCUUUAUGGUUCUGUGCACCAUCGUUGCUUCGUUCCUGGGCAACGUAUACAUCAACAAGGCCGACGAUGGCGAGAACGAACGGGAUAACAUGAUCUACGAGGGCGUGUACCUCCUCAGCUGGUUCCGCAAGCGUGGUGCCACUGAGAACAUCACGACUCGGAAGCACCAGUCGGAUGGAGAGGCGACUUUGCAGUAG
Colletotrichum spaethianum is the source of this 1875-nucleotide messenger RNA. Its product is annotated as efflux pump fus6. Gene Ontology annotation, molecular function: basic amino acid transmembrane transporter activity. Gene Ontology annotation, biological process: basic amino acid transport; transmembrane transport. The transcript has 6 exons. The record is from RefSeq and is a predicted model, not a curated record. Gene Ontology annotation, cellular component: fungal-type vacuole membrane. NCBI's taxonomy places the organism in Eukaryota, Fungi, Ascomycota, Sordariomycetes, Glomerellales, Glomerellaceae. The coding region runs from base 1 to 1875 and encodes 624 amino acids.